Messenger RNA from Suillus clintonianus, 2881 nucleotides. RefSeq lists its product as uncharacterized. The coding region runs from base 18 to 2705 and encodes 895 amino acids. Gene Ontology annotation, biological process: mitotic G2 DNA damage checkpoint signaling; DNA replication initiation; mitotic DNA replication checkpoint signaling. Lineage: Eukaryota; Fungi; Basidiomycota; Agaricomycetes; Boletales; Suillaceae. The transcript has 10 exons. The record is from RefSeq and is a predicted model, not a curated record.
AGAAACCGUUCGGAGAGAUGCGUCGGUCAAACAAAUCACACAAGGUUCCCAAUGUCAAACUCAGACCCGCUCAACCACAAUCCCGUCAUGCCCAAGGCGCGCCAUAUGACCACAGCUCAGAUUCCGAACUUAUCCCUCCUGAUGCGAGUAUGGUUGAUCUGUGUCCUAGACCGUUCAAUGGAGUUACGCUCUGCGCGACGGGUACCAUGGACAAGCCUACCUUGUUUAAACAGGCAUUUGAACUUGGCGCAACAUCUACCAGUGAUUUAACGGAUAGAGUGACCCACUUACUAGCAAACAGCCAUGGCGGAGCCAAGUACACGUGUGCGCUAGAACGCAAGAUACCUAUCAUGUGUCCUGAGUGGAUAACGGAUGCGUAUCAAGUCUGGUUGCGUGGAGAUGACGUAGACCUAGCAGAGACUAUUUCUGCGCACCGCCUCCCCAUCUUCUCCGGUGUCACACUCUCACUCUCAGGUAUUGACGACCUCGAGCAACGCGCAAGCAUAAACCGGGCCCUCACCAGACACGGUGGGACGUACGUUAAAGCCAUCGAACGCCCUGUCAAGGUUACACAUCUACUAUGUGCGGGCGACAACGAGACUGAGAAGAUGCGCUACGCUGAUAAGUUCAACAAACGUGGCGAGGCAAAGAUCCACGUCGUCUGGGAGGAGUGGUUCUGGGACUGCUUGGAAUUUGGAGGACGCUUCGAGGAAAAACGAUACGUCGUCACGCGGCCGAGGCCAGAGAGAAAGACUACGAACGAAGAGUUUACCACCUCAAUACCGGUCCAUGACUCCGCCCCAGGCACACACCCUUCGAAUGCGAUUCCUGUCGAUGGGCAUCUACCCAGGACGCCAGCACCACCGAAACCCAGUUUUGAACAUGACAACCUGGAGGAAGAGGAACCUGCUUCCCUUGCGCGGGCUCCAGUUCGCGCAGUGACGCUUCAGCUCUGGGGGAGUCUCUUACGUCCACGGGGAUUCGAGCUCGAUGCAGUUGCCAACAAACUUGUGCGCAGUCCUUCAAAGUCACAGUCAAUGAAAGGCCCAUCGAUGUCGCCAACACGAUUACCAGCACGUCUCAUGCCUGAUGUACGAGCGAAAGUCAAAGAGAAGGAUAAAGAACAGGGGAAAUCCGUGAUCUCUUCAUUCAAACGCGUCAAUUCGUUUGCGCCGCCCGCGAAGGAGCUGGUGACACGGCAGCCGUUCAGACGGACAACCACUGUUGCAGCUCUGGGACCUGAGGACGCAGAGGGGAGUGAAGCACCCCACCGACCUGAGGUCGAGGACUCAAUGGCGACACUCUUCGCGGGUUACCGCUUCCGUCUGCUUGGGGAGGCGAAAUGUGCGAAUGUACGCAAUGCUAUUGAUACCGGGGGAGGCGUGGUCAUGGAUGAAGAUACGGACAAUGUCGAUUUCAUCGUGGUACGACUCAUUAGUGGGAGCAAACUAUAUCAGAACGAACCUGAUGAGAUGUUGCGUGCCAAAUAUCGCACAGAAUGUUGGCUCGAACACUCGGUCUUCCAAGAGCGAAUAUGUGGACCGCACGAAAAUAUAUCAUUCACGCCUCUCACCCUUCCCUGCCCAAUACCUAACGCCGAACAAAUCAUUCUGAGCCUUUCUGGACUUGAUCAGUCUGAGCUAUGCUGGACAAAGCGUCUGCUGCGCGCGUUGGGUAUAACGCUCGCCCAGAUAUUCUCCCGACGUUCGACACAUCUACUUUGUCCGAGUGCUUGUGGUGCCAAAUAUGACAAGGCAAAAGAGUGGAACAUCCCCGUCGUGGGCAUGGCAUGGCUGGAGGAUAUGGCAACGGAGGGGACGGUGCCUGACAUCAGCGAAUAUCUCAUUGGCGAAGUCAGCGACCGAAUGGCAAAGGGUAAGGCGAAGGACGUGCGGAUGGUGGAUACUGCUAAGGGUAAUAACAAAUCUGUCCCUCCGCUAUUCGUAAAGAAGUCAAAUCUCCUACAAGAUCUCCGAACAUCUACUCUUCUUGAUAUCGAGCACGCCCCCCCGGUCACAUUCUUCGGCAAGUCAAACGGCUCACUCGAUAACGCUUUGCCACAAUGCGAGGGCGACGAUGGGGAGCGAUUCUCAGCCUCUCCGCCUCCAUUGCCACCGCAAAGCAGCUCUCCUCCACUUGAAUAUGUGGAUUUGCCCCCUGCACGCCAGAGACCUCCAUUGCUCUUUGAAGAGUUCAAUCCUCCGGUGCCUUCACUGGAUCCUAACGGACGUAUACCCUCCUCCAGCUCGCCCUCGCCAAUGAAACUCCCACCAAGUUCAGAUGCAAGGCUGACGUGCGAACCCUCACCGGUGCGAGUGCCUCAUCCACGAGACGUUGCACGCGAGUUACAGGAGAGCCUAACGACGCUGCUGGGGAAGAGACAGAUAUCAGAAGACGAUGUUAUGCGCCCGGAGCAGCGGAGGGGCAAGCGGCCGCGGCCACAGCCGCGCUCCAGGGUGCAAUCUCGGCAAGAAUCACGCGAGACCGUUACUAGUCCUUCACGACUUGUGCCGCUUCCUCAGCCCAUAUAUUAUGAUGCGAUGAGCCUGCUGGACGGGAGCGCGCGUCCGAGUGAAGAUAGUCUGCGCGUGACGUAUGAGGAUCCUGGACAGGAGGCGGAGAAGCGGAAGCUAAUGGCUUUACUUGGGGAGGAGGGUGUGGGCAGGAAGGGCAGGAGGAAGAACACAAGGAUAGUAGGACGUUGAUGUGCAUCCAAGUGCUGUAUCUCUGGUAGCGUAUUGUUAUAUCAUCUAGUUUGACUACCUUGCAACAAUACUAUCACUCCUGGGGUUCUGCAACAUUUUCAAUAAAUCUUUUGUAACUCCUCAACCACAUCAUAUUGUCUUCUACGGAUUUACACCAAUAUAUAUUCGUAUCUGCU